Brenthis ino (lesser marbled fritillary) is the source of this 1425-nucleotide messenger RNA. Lineage: Eukaryota; Metazoa; Arthropoda; Insecta; Lepidoptera; Nymphalidae. The record is from the annotation of a GenBank genome assembly.
AUGACUACACUUCAGGUCACAAUUCCUUUUAAGUCACGAAAGAGAACUUAUAUGAAUGGGAGUAAAAAUAAAACAAAUAAUGAAAAUAAAGAUAUAUUAAAUAUUGAGGAGACAAAUAAUACUUUAAACAGACAAAUUAAAGAGGGGAAAAAUGGCGAGGAAUCCAAUGAUGAUAAGUGUUCUCCAAAAAAAAUGGCAAGGAAACAACUUGCUUGUAGUCUUACAAAGGACAAACCAAAGUUUUUGAAUGAGAAUAGUCACAAAACAUCAGCUUUAAAGCCAUUAGUAAGCAGAGAAAAAGAAAUUGAAUGGAUGGAAAAUUUUCUAAUAACACAUCUUGACAAGGAGCAAUCUGCAUCUUUAUAUAUUUCUGGACAACCUGGAACUGGGAAGACAGCAAGUUUGACGUAUAUACUACAAUUACCAAAGAUUAAGGAAGGGUUUAAACAAGUCUAUAUAAAUUGUACUAUGAUGAAGUCAGCUGCAAGUAUUUAUAGCCGGAUUUGUAAAGAGUUACAGUUACCAACUUCAGGCACUAGUGAGAAAGCCUCUUUGAGCGCUAUUGAAAAAUUCCUAGUUAAAAAACAUAAAAUGAUUUUGCUAGUGCUGGAUGAGAUUGACCAGCUGGACAGCAAGCGGCAGGCGGUGCUGUACACGGUGUUCGAGUGGGCGGCGCGGCCCUCGCGGCUGGUGCUCCUGGGCGUGGCCAACGCGCUGGACCUCACGCAGCGCGCGCUGCCGCGCCUGCAGGCGCGUGCGCUCGCGCCCGCCACUCUACACUUCGCGCCCUACACCAAGCACCAGAUCAUCGACAUAUUCACCAGUGUGCUCGCCACCGAGGACACUACCAAUGUCUUCUCGCCCGUCGCCUUGCAGAUGCUCGCAGCUAAAAUUUCCGCAGUUUCGGGAGAUAUGAGAAGAGCUUUAGAUAUAGGACGGAGGGUUAUUGAACUCGCAAGACGUAGUAAAUUUUCCGAAAAUCAAUCAGUUGACAAUAUGAUGAAGGAUUCAUCGGUUACAGUGGAAUUGAAACAAGUAUUAGAAAUUUUGAAUGACAUAUAUGGAGGUUCUAGAAAGAUCGAAACAGAUGUGGAAGAAGGAUUGCCGAUGCAACAGAAAUUAAUAUUAUGUAGCCUAAUGUUAAUGCUAACUAAAGGGAAAAAUAAAGAUAUUGUGUUGGGGAAACUUCACGAUGUUUAUAAAAGAGUGGCGGCGGCGCGCAACAUCGCGGCGCUGGAGCUGGGCGAGGUGGCGAGCGCGUGCGCGCUGCUGGAGGCGCGCGGCGCGGUGCGGCUGCGCGCGGGCGCGGGCGCGCGCGGCCGCCGCCUGCGCCUGCAGUGGGACGAGGCCGAGCUGGCGGCCGCGCUGCGGGACAAGCCGCUGCUCUCCGCCAUACUCGCCGACACCGCCUGCCUCUCCGCCUCC